Cicer arietinum (chickpea) is the source of this 1249-nucleotide messenger RNA. The record is from RefSeq and is a predicted model, not a curated record. Lineage: Eukaryota; Viridiplantae; Streptophyta; Magnoliopsida; Fabales; Fabaceae.
GCUAUCUGGCUAAGGUCAUCAUUUUCUUCUCUCACAUAUUUCUUCUGUGUUUAGACUUUCUUUCUCUCUUCUUGUGUGUGUGAUUGAGUUGCAAAAUGAGUCCCUCUAUUCAAAAGGAUUUACCAAAGAGAAGAGAGAAGAGUAUUCAAAAGAGAGUUUGUCGUUACUGUAAUUUAGUAUUCAAUGGUGGAAGAGCCCUAGGUGGCCAUAUCAAAAUACAUCUCAGGAAGAAAAAGAAAACCGAUUUCUUUCCCAAGAAAACUUGUCCCAUAAAACCGUCAACUCUCAAACCUAACAACAAGACUUCAAAUCAUCAAUCAAAACAAGGUGUUUCUGGUUCAGGUUCAGGUUCAGGUUCAGGUUCAGGUACAGGUCUUAGUCGUAGUCGUGAGGUGGUUGAUCUGACUAAAUAUUUAUCUGGAUUACAAUGGGGUGUUCGUGGUAGAGGGGAAGACAUAAUUGAUCUAAUGAAAUACUUUCGUGGGAGAGGAUGGGGAUUAAAGAAAUUAAGAGGAAGUAACGAAGGAAAUAAACCAGCUGAAAUUCCUCUUGUGAGGGGUAAUGCACACAGGAUUAAAAGGACAAGAGGAGUUUAUAUGUGCACUAUUUGCAACAUGAAUUUGGUCACAUUUAGUGCAGUUCUUGCUCAUAUAAGAAGACCAAAUGAAUCUUCUGAAUCUGAUACAACAGUUGAUAUGCCAUUGUUGAGAGGUGAACAAGCUAGAGAAGAACGAGAAGUCCAAAGUGCUGCUCAAGGAUCGGCUGUUGUUGAAGACAGGCAAGAUGUAAUUGAACAACUUUCGGAUUUGAUUGACCAAGAUCAAGCUACCAUUGAUGAAGGUGGAGUGGGAGGAAAAGAGCUAGAAGUGCAGAGUUCUACUAAAGCAUCCAUGGUAGAGAAGAAUUAUGAAAUUGCUCAAGUUGUAGAUUCCAUGGAAUUUCAUAACAAGGACCUAGAUGAUCAAGUAACAAUGGAAGUUGAUGCAGAUGAAAUUACAAAGGGUGAUGAAAUGGUAGUGGGAGAAAAUAAUGCUUCUACAAAUAACGUGAAUCAAGAGAUCUCAACUUCAAAGCCACACAAAAUGCUAGAUUUUGAUUUAAAUGACUUUCCUCCUAUGGAUGAUUGAAUUAAAGAAAAUCUUAUGUCUAUGUUGUUAUUAUGUUCAAGUUAAUAUUUGUUUGUAAAAUACUUCGGGUUAUCUUGUUUUAAUCGGUGAUAUGUUGAACUAUAUACGGUUAAUUUCUCAUA